This is a messenger RNA of Scatophagus argus, 7904 nucleotides long. RefSeq names its product collagen alpha-1(XIV) chain (gene col14a1b). Gene Ontology annotation, cellular component: interstitial matrix. Bases 168 to 5780 code for a protein of 1870 amino acids. The transcript has 48 exons. The record is from RefSeq and is a predicted model, not a curated record. Lineage: Eukaryota; Metazoa; Chordata; Actinopteri; Scatophagidae. Gene Ontology annotation, molecular function: protein binding.
UUGUCUCCUGGUCGGCAGGGAGCGGAGAGUUGGUGGACAGUGUGGAUAAGAGUCGCUUUGGGGACUGGUGAGCUUGUCGUACAGCUGCCCGGAGGAGAGCUGCGGAGCCAGGACACGGAUGAUCUGAGGAGAAGGUGUGUUGCGUCCUCCUGUUUGCUGCUGCCAGGAUGCAGUUCUCAGUCAGACUGAGCCUCUGCCUGCUGGGCUUCCUCCUCGUCUGCAUGUUCCCUCAGUCAGCGCGGGGCCAAGUUUCAUCGCCACGACGAUUUCGUGCCAAAAUCCUGAGCCCCACUAAGCUUCAUGUGUCGUGGAAAGAACCGAAAGGAGAGUUUGAAAGCUACAAGGUCAUUUACACCACGCCAGGUGGAGAGCAGAAGGAGGUUCAGGUGUCGAAGCAGGAGGCAAAGCUGCUCAUCGAGGACUUUGACCCGUCUAAAGAGUACAACUUUAAGAUUAUUGCAGUCAAGGGAAGACAGCAGAGCAAGCCACUUCAGGCCAAACAUGAAGCAGCUCAGCGAUCAGGCGUCGAGAUGGUUCAGUCCCAGAGGACACACAGCAGUGGAGUCACUGAGGAGAACAAUGAGAUUUCAGAAGCUGAAGGGGGUUUUACAUGUAAGACUUCGGCCAUAUCCGACAUUGUUAUUCUGGUGGACGGAUCCUGGAGCAUCGGCCGCAUCAACUUCAGGCUAGUCAGGACUUUCCUGGAAAACCUGGUCAGAGCCUUCAACGUGGGGUUUGACAAGACCAGGAUUGGUCUGGCUCAGUACAGCGGAGACCCCAGAAUCGAGUGGCAUCUUAACACUCACACCACCAAAGAGGCUGUGAUCGAUGCCGUGAAGAACCUGCCAUACAAAGGAGGAAACACCCUGACAGGUCUGGCACUGACCUUCAUCCUGGAGAAUAGCUUCAAACCAGAGUCCGGAUCCCGGCCCGGUGUUCCCAAGAUCGGAAUCCUCAUCACUGAUGGGAAGUCACAGGACGAUGUGAUCCCCCCCGCACAGAGCCUGCGGGAUGCUGGGAUUGAACUGUUUGCCAUUGGUGUGAAAAACGCAGAUGAGAACGAGCUGAAGGCCAUCGCCUCCCCUCCUGAGGAAACUCAUGUCUACAACGUGGCAGACUUCAGUGUGAUGAGCGACAUCGUGGAGGGUCUCACCACGACCAUCUGCGACCGGGUGGAGAAGCUCGACAAGCAGCUCAAAGGGGGAUCUGAACCUGCACCCCCGCCCACCUCCGUGGCUCCGCCCCGCGACCUGGUGAUAUCUGCUGUCACAGCUCGCAGUUUCCGGGUGACUUGGACCCAUGCCUCGGGCCAGGUGGAGAAAUACCGCGUGGUCUACUACCCAGCCAGCGGAGGACAGCCGGACGAAAAGGUGGUCCAGGGCACAGAGAACAGCGUGGAGCUGAACUACCUGAACUCUCUGACCGAGUACCAGGUGGCCGUUUUUGCCAUCUACCGCAGCUCCGCCAGCGAGGCCCUGAGAGGCAGUGCCACCACAUUGGCCCUGCCCAUGGUGAACGACCUGGAGCUGUUUGAUGUCACUCACAGCACCAUGAGGGUCCGCUGGAAGACCGCCGCCGGGGCUUCUGGGUAUAUGAUUCUGUAUGCCCCGCUGACUGAGGGUGACCCUGCUGAUGAGAAGGAGGUGAAGGUGGCAGAAUCGGUGAACGAGGUGGAGCUGGAGGGACUGACUCCUGCCACAGAGUACACGGUGACGGUUUACGCCAUGUAUGGAGAGGAGGCCAGCGACCCCAUGACCAGCCAGCAGACCACACUACCGCUGACCCCGGCGAGGAACCUUCGUUUCUCAGACGUGGACCACAGCUCCGCUCGGCUCACCUGGGACUCCACCUCCAGGAAGGUCAAAGGCUACCGCAUCAUGUACGUCAAGACCAACGGAGUCCAGACCAAUGAGGUGGAUGUUGGCCUUGUGACGACCUGGCUGCUGAGAAACCUGACCUCCCUGACGGAGUAUACAGUCGGAGUCUUCGCCAUCUACGACGAGGGACAAGCUGAGGCCGUGACUGACAGCUUCACCACAAAGUCGGUCCCAGACCCGAUCAAUCUGAGGAGCAGCGGCGUCUCAACGCACAGCUUCAGGGUGUCAUGGCAACACCCAGCGUCUGACGUGGUGCUGUACCGACUGACCUGGGCGCCCACCGAUGGAGGAGACAGUGAAGAGGUUAUGGUGGAAGGAAACACCGACACCUACCUGAUCGAAGGACUCAGCCCCUCCACGGAAUACGAAGUCCUCCUCGCUGCAGUCUACAGUGACGAGGUCGAGAGUGACGAAGUGAUCCUCGUAGAGUCCACAGUUGAAAGAGCAACCACAGUCGCCACGACAACCACCACCACAGAAGCUCCUCGGUUUGGGGUGAGGAACAUGAGGAUCGAUGAGGAAACCACCUUCAGCCUGCGUGUGUCCUGGCAGCCUGUCGACUCCAGAAACGUCCGACAUUAUCGACUGACCUACAUCAGCGCCAGGGGAGACCGAGCGGAAGAGACGAGGACAGUGCCGACGGGUCAGAACAGCCUGGUCCUGCAGCCUCUGCUGUCGGACACAGAGUACAAAAUCACCAUCACUCCUGUUUACCCCGAUGGAGACGGACCGACAGCUAUACGCAUGGGGCGAACACUUCCUCUUUCAGCUCCGAGGAACCUCCGGGUCUCAGAGGAGUGGUACAACCGCUUCAGGAUCAGCUGGGACGUCCCACCUUCACCCACCAUGGGCUACAGGGUCGUCUACCAGCCUGUGUCUGCCCCGGGCCCAGCUCUGGAAACCUUUGUGGGAGAGGACGUGAAUACCAUGCUGAUCGUCAACCUCCUGAGCGGGACUGAGUACAGUGUCAAGGUCAUCGCCUCCUACACCACUGGAUCCAGCGAGGCCCUUUCAGGGAGGGCCAAGACCUUGUACCUGGGGGUAACGAACCUGAGCUCAUAUCAGGUGAGGAUGACUGGAUUGUGCACCCAGUGGCAGCCUCACCGACACGCCAGCGCCUACAGGCUGGUCCUCGAGUCUCUGCUCAAUGGUCACAAGCAGGAGACAAAGCUGAGUGGAGGAGCCAACAGACACUGUUUCACCAGCCUGAAGCCCAACACGCAGUAUAAGAUAAGCGUGUACGCUCAGCUGCAGGACGGGACUGAAGGACCUGCAGUCACUGUUGCUGAGAAGACUCUACCCAUCCCGACCCCGGCGCCGACCAAGCCCCCAACGACCACGCCGCUACCCACAAUCCCUCCUGCCAAGGAAGUCUGCAAGGCUGCCAAAGCAGACCUGGUCUUCUUGGUUGAUGGUUCCUGGAGUAUUGGUGAUGACAACUUCCUGAAGAUCAUCCGCUUCCUGUACAGCACCGCCGGAGCUCUGGACCGGAUCGGCCCAGAUGGCACACAGGUGGCCAUCGCCCAGUUCAGCGACGACGCCCGAACUGAGUUCAAACUGAACUCAUACAAGGACAAGGAGCGACUGCUGGACGCCAUCAACAAGAUAUCCUACAAGGGAGGAAACACCAAGACAGGUCGAGCCAUCCAGCACGUGAAGGAGAACAUCUUCACAGUGGAGGGAGGAGUCAGGAGGGGCAUCCCCAACGUCCUCGUGGUCCUCACUGAUGGCCGCUCUCAGGAUGAUGUCAACAAGGUUUCUAAGGAGAUGCAGAUGGAAGGCUACAUUGUUUUUGCUAUCGGCUUCGCUGACGCCGACUAUGGCGAGCUGGUGAGUAUCGCCAGCAAACCCAGCGACAGACACGUCUUCUUCGUGGACGAUCUGGACGCCUUCAAGAAGAUUGAAGAGAAGCUGGUGACGUUUGUGUGUGAGGCCGCCACAGCCACUUGUCCAUCUGUGCCGAUGAGUGGCAGCACAACACCAGGUUUCCGUAUGAUGGAACUGUUUGGGCUGGUGGAGAAUCGGUACAGCAGCAUCUCUGGUGUUUCCAUGGUACCCGGCACCUUCAAUACCUUCCCCUGUUUCCACCUGCACAGUGACGCUUUACUGGCACAGCCAACCAGGUACAUCCACCCUGAAGGGCUGCCCUCAGACUACACCAUCACUCUGCUGUUCAGACUGCUGGCCAACACUCCUGAGGAGCCCUUCGCCCUGUGGGAGAUCCUCAACAAGAACAACGAGCCGCUGGUGGGAGUCAUCCUGGACAAUGGAGGAAAAACCCUGACCUUCUUCAACAAUGACUACAAGGGCGAGUUCCAGACAGUCACCUUCGAAGGGCCUGAAAUCAAAAAACUCUUCCAUGGCAGCUUCCACAAGCUCCACAUUGCCAUCAGCAAGACGAGUGCCAGAGUGGUGAUCGACUGCAAGACGGUGGCCGAGAAAGCCAUCAACGCAGCGGGAAACAUCACCAUAGACGGACUGGAAGUCCUGGGCAGGAUGGUUCGCUCCAGAGGCAACAAGGACAACUCUGCUCCGUUCCAGCUCCAGAUCUUUGAUAUCGUCUGCAGCACUUCGUGGGCCAACCGGGACAAGUGCUGCGAACUUCCUGGGCUGAGGAAGGAGACAGACUGCCCAGCCAUGCCCAAAGCCUGCACCUGCACCCAGGACAGCAAAGGCCCCCCCGGCCCUGCUGGACCACCAGGAGGCCCGGGCAUCAGAGGACCCAGAGGAGAUCGUGGAGAGCCAGGCCCGGUGGGGCCGACUGGUCCAGUGGGUGAAACUGGAGUACCAGGACCUCAGGGACCCCAAGGACCACAGGGGCCCAGUGGACGCUCCAUCAUUGGACCCCCGGGAUCUCCAGGAGAGAGAGGACAGAAAGGAGACCCUGGACAACCAGGACCACAGGGAGUUCCUGGCCGAGCUGGAGCUCCGGGCAGAGAAGGACCAACCGGACCCAGAGGACUGCCGGGCAAAGACGGCCCACCGGGCAGACAGGGUCCCCUGGGAACCAUCGGGACUCCAGGAGCCCCAGGGGCCCCGGGUAACUCAGGCCCUCCAGGAAAGCAGGGAGAGCUGGGACCACCGGGUCCUCCUGGGAGCAAAGGCGAGAAAGGUGAACGGGGUGACCUCCAGUCGACAGCCUCAGUUCAGGCCAUCGCCAGGCAGGUCUGUGAGCAGCUGAUUCAGAGCCACAUGGCGCGCUACAACUCCAUCCUGAACCACGCACCCAGUCCACCGAUCUCCAUCCGCACUGUGCCCGGUCCCCCUGGAGAACCUGGCAGACCAGGAUCUCAGGGCGCCCAGGGAGAACAGGGACCCCCAGGAAGGCCUGGUUUCCCAGGACAGAACGGACAGAAUGGGCAACCAGGAGAAAGAGGUCAACUAGGAGAAAAGGGUGAAAAAGGAUCUCCAGGCGUUGGAGUUCAGGGCCCAAGAGGACCUCCGGGACCCCCUGGUGCCCCGGGGCAGGGUAGACCUGGCAGCCCGGGUUCCUCUGGGCGACCUGGAAAUCCUGGACCACCUGGUCGGCCUGGGGUCCCUGGACCUGUCGGCUCUGCUGGGCCUCCCGGCUACUGUGACCAGAACUCCUGCGUGGGCUACAAUGUCGGAGAGGGUGAGGAUGUCACUGACGGCGGCGCUAUCCCCCCAGUCCAACUGCCGGCAAACGUGUUCCAGAACUACGGUGAAGUAGAGGAGGACGAUCCCUACCGCUACUACCAGCCCAACUACCCGGCCCCUCGGCCUGUGGCCCCUGACGACCCUGCGCUCGCCCUGGACGACAUCGACUUGUGGCCCCCCGGCGUCCACCGCAGCGCCCGCAGCCUGAAGGAGGAGGAGCAGAGCGUCGGGCCAAAGAGGAGACUAAAGAGAGGAGAGAAGACGCUGUCUGGUCUCACUGAUUGAGAGGAGGUGAUCGGAGGACGAAGGGCUGUUUCUCGCUGUUUGUGAUUGGGCGGUUUGGAGCUGUUACGGACAAAUCAACAAGUGCCUGAUGUAGAGGGUUUCUUAUGGACAUCGUAGAGGGGACGGGGUGGGGGUGUCAGGUUUGGACUAUUUUAACUCAUCUAUGCUAUUGAAUUAACAAGAAAACAGGUUCAUGUUGACUCAUUUGUUUUUGUUGUUUUUGUUGUUUUUGUUUCCGUGGAGACGAUCCUUUAAAAACAAAGGCAGAGUUUAACUGGGGUUUAUAUUUCACAGUUUUACUCUGUCAACACUUCAACUGUUUAUGUGAUCAAGUUUCUCAGACGGUUUGUCGACAAACUGACUGGAGGAAAGUCGCCGGUCGUGUUUUCACGUUUCAGUUGUGCUGUUUGUUAUUUGCCUGGUUGGUUAAGUGCCUCCUAAUAAUGUCAAUUAUUGUGAAAGAAAUUUCAGAGUACACUACAACACACAGAAACACACAGCAAACUAACAGCCAACAUGGCCACUCUUUAUGUUGCAUUUACGUUCAGUUUUAUGACUGCAGAGUUCUCAGCUGACAUCGUGAGGCAUAAAUACAUGAGAAGGUUUUAAUUUCAUGCACCAUCAAUAAAUACUUUGUGAUCAGGUUGGUGCACAAGUCCGGUGUUCCUGCCUGACUCGAGAUGUUCAUCUACAGCAGCGGCUGCAGACCAGACAUCACAUAACACCUGUGAUCCAUCCCAUAAUUAAACAACAACUUCAUUUGAACGAAGAAAAGAUUUAUACCUUCAUCUGAACACAAAUUCUACACAUUACGUUAAGUACUUUCUAAUGUUUUGUACCACGAGCUGUGUGAAUACCGGAUUCUGAUUGGCUCAGGUGUCCAUUAAUUCCUGAUGAUGGACACCUGUGCAGUGGUUUCAGUCAAAGUGUCUGUUCUGUUCUGAACGAAUGCACCGGCAUCAGAAAUAAGUGACAACCGUCUGAAUAUCAGCGCUGAGUGAAGUGCUGCAGUGCCUCAUCCUCACCACAGGGUGGCGACUGUAACACCAGCUGCACCAGCCUGCACUGCCGCUCUGAACUUCCUCUGUGGCUGUCAGCGGUCGCCUCACAUCCCUUUCACUGUUCAGCUCUGCUUCAGAGCGAGCCGACAGGAGCUUUGGCUUGUGAAAAACUUGACAAAACUCUUUAAAUUUGACUGAAAACUAAAUCACUGCCUCUGUGUUGUCCAUUAACUCCUGAUAAUGAAUACCCGGUCAGACAUCAUCCCUCACACGUUUGCGUCUGACAGGUCACACACUGUCAGCUGACGUUAGCCGCGUCGCGUUGGCUAACGAGGCUCCUGUUCUGCAGUAACUGCUGGAUCUGAACGCGCCCUCCUCUCGUUUGCUGCAGCCAGCCUGAGAACUGAAAACAGUAAUUUAUGUAAAGUUUUGCAUGUUUUUGUUUAUUUACGAUGUGAUGUAUGUUUUUGUUUAACCUCAUAGAGCCAUAGACACAUUUUACUGUGGCGUAUAGAGACUAUGGCUAACAGUGUUAAGCUCAAACUGAUGUUGCUCUGUCUGUGAGGAGGCUGAGGAAAACAAACAACAGAUUUUUCUGAGUGAAUGUCUGUGGGUUUAGCUGCCAGGUUUCUGGAUCUCGUUGUAACUGGCAGAAGCUGCUGGCCGUGUUGUCGAGGGACGGCUGAAGAUUGAAAAAUAAUUUUCAUUUUUAAGACGGACAGCUGGUUUCCACUCUGUGUUUUGUCUCUUUUGUUUGUAACUUUUCUCAUUCGGUUAAUGUAAGUCAAAGUGGAAGCCGUCUGUUCCGGGACUGAACUGUGGGGGUCUUGGCAGAGACUGAUUUGAGAACAGAAACGCAGCAGCUCGGUCCAUUUGAACUUGAUUUCUUUCGUUGCUGGAGAUCAGUUAUGUAAAGGGAAGUUAUUUCCUCAUUCACUCACCUGUCAGAGCAAACGUCAGUUAAUUCAAGCACAGCGUUUUCCAAACAUCUUGUAAAGACGGGCCACAGCGUUUGAGAUUCCCCUCUGACCAGGAGGUGUUGGAAAAAUAAAAUCAAGGAAGUAAUUUAUUUUUUACUUAUUGAUUGAUUUUCUCAGAACAAUAAAGCUGAAGUACACCUGUG